UAAAUAUAUCACAAAAAUCCUGUUUCAGUUCAGCCCGAUAGCCUUUCGGGAUGACCGCACUGAUGAUUUUAUAAUUUUGAUUUGUCAUGCAACUAUUCUAAUUGUAGCUAACCUCAUGUAGUACGUGAGUGAGAAGGUAGUUCGAAAAAAGCCUCCCAAGAGAUAAGAAGUGCGAUGCUAUUUGUUCUAGCAGCAUUUUUGCUAGGGUUUAUUCCAACACAUGCAGCUGAAAAUUGUGGUGAACGGUCGGAUUCUAGUUGGAAGUGGUACGCACGGAUCAUACAUACGAAUCCAGUCCAGAAUUCAGUAUUAUGCGGGGCAACCUUAUUGAACAGUCGAUUUGUGCUUACGGUGGCACAUUGUCUGUUCGAUCUAAACGGCUACCAAAUCAGCACCAAUGAGUUAUGGAUUUUGAUACAGGAUGGCGAAGAGCGAUCCAUUGAAAUCUCGUAUCACCCCAACGAGUUCAAUGUCGAAACGUUAGAAAACGAUGUGGUGUUAAUACUGAUGGAUCGCGAUGUAUUAUAUAAUGCCUUAGUAGGAGCUGCUUGUCUUUGGCCCGAAAACGAUGAAUGGAAGUUGAAGGAUGUUAUCGUCCCCUCACUGGGAAACCAAACAUUGGAAAUUGUCGAUGAACGCACCUGUCUCAAUAAUACCUUAAAAGUGUUUCAAUUAUCAUACGAGGGGGCUGUUUGUCUCGGAACGUUCAAAGGAAUCUACAAGUACAUUUUGGAUGCUGGUAGUGGUUUGUUUAUAAAUUCCGAUGGAAAAUGGUUCAUAGUUGGUAUUCAAAUGUACGCUGCAGGCUACACCAAAGAAAAAAUUGCCUACAUUGGUGCAGUAUCAUUACGAAAGUACGUAACGUGGAUAAAUCAAAUCAUGAAAUAUCACGCAUACCCCAGCAUUGGCAAUAUCAGAUGUAACGAUCAUCACAUAAGAGAUGAACCAGCACUUGCCGAUUCACUCAGAAGCUCCCAACCAACAGUAAGCCUUGUUGGACUUGAACGGUCAUCUUCGAGAACCGUAUGCCAUGGAAUUCUUAUUAGUCCCCGAUUCGUGCUAGCUACUAUGAAAUGUGCUAAAAAUACAGGUCGAAUUUUCAUUCCGUAUGGCUCUAGCAGUUCUGAAUGGUUCAAUGACUUGAAAUUCCAUCACGAACAAUGGGAAAAUAAGGUAACACUCAUUGAGCUGGAUAGGGAUGCGAGUGAUCCUAACAAGGUUUUGAGCUGCUUAUGGCGAGAUAAACGCAACAGAUUAUACGACUUCACAACCUACAUCGCCCACCCGGGCACAUUCAUCCACAUAGAAGGCAUUCGGGUCCAGUAUCGUGUCAACCAUCCACUGCAGGUGAAAUACUAUUGUUCACGCUACCUGCAUCCUGGUCAAUUUGCGAGGGCAGGAGAUGCGAUCGUUAUAACAAAAAAUAAGCCUGAUAGUCAUAACCGUGUCGUUGGUUUACUAGACGAUGAUCUGGAAUGUGAAUCGUGGGACUACUUUUACGAACGGCAGAAAACGGUCGAAGCAAUCAAUCUGAACAAAUAUUUGCCAUGGAUAGAAGAUGUUAUUAGGAACACUUAAUUGGUUUUUGAAAUAAUAGUAUGUAUGCAAAUUUUUGUAUUGUUUUUAUAAGACAUAA
Molecule: messenger RNA, 1636 nt
Organism: Wyeomyia smithii (pitcher-plant mosquito)
Lineage: Eukaryota; Metazoa; Arthropoda; Insecta; Diptera; Culicidae
Product: acrosin-like
Exons: 5
Coding region: 175-1578 (467 amino acids)
Biological process (GO): proteolysis
Molecular function (GO): serine-type endopeptidase activity
Source: RefSeq, a predicted model, not a curated record